Sus scrofa (pig) is the source of this 678-nucleotide messenger RNA. It is a transcript of the gene TNNI2, whose product is annotated as troponin I2, fast skeletal type. Gene Ontology annotation, cellular component: troponin complex. NCBI's taxonomy places the organism in Eukaryota, Metazoa, Chordata, Mammalia, Artiodactyla, Suidae. The record is from RefSeq and is marked provisional. Gene Ontology annotation, biological process: cardiac muscle contraction; skeletal muscle contraction.
CAGUGCUGCUGCCCAGACGUGAGGCUCUAAGUCCAGGAGCUCAAGAUGGGGGAUGAGGAGAAGCGCCACAGGGCCAUCACGGCCCGCAGACAGCACCUGAAGAGCGUCAUGCUCCAGAUCGCGGCCACGGAGCUGGAGAAGGAGGUGGGCCGCCGGGAGUCGGAGAAGCAGAACUACCUGUCUGAGCACUGCCCCCCGCUGCACCUGCCCGGCUCCAUGUCGGAGGUCCAGGAGCUCUGCAAACAGCUGCACGCCAAGAUCGACGCGGCCGAGGAGGAGAAGUACGACAUGGAGAUCAAGGUCCAGAAAAGCACCAAGGAGCUGGAGGACAUGAACCAGAAGCUGUUCGACCUGAGAGGCAAGUUCAAGAGGCCCCCGCUGAGAAGGGUGCGGAUGUCGGCCGAUGCCAUGCUCAAGGCGCUGCUGGGCUCCAAGCACAAAGUGUGCAUGGACCUGCGGGCCAACCUGAAGCAGGUCAAGAAGGAGGACACGGAGAAGGAGCGGGACCUGCGCGACGUGGGCGACUGGAGGAAGAACAUCGAGGAGAAGUCGGGCAUGGAGGGCCGCAAGAAGAUGUUCGAGACGGAGUCCUAGGCCCCCGGGGGCCCCGCCGCCCGCGCUCCCGGCAGCCGCGCGCCCCCUGGAGGCCGCUCGGCCUCGUGGUCAAUAAAGGCUUCC